GUGGCGCCAAAAGGGGCGGUCUCGCUCCUUUCCCGCCUGAAAUUAAUGCAUUUCCCUCCAAAACUGUACAGGUGUAUAUUAGUCCCUUACUGAUCUUCACUCUGGACCCAGCAGCUCUUCUCUGAGGACACAAACACGGUGUGUUUGUGCCUGCAGGUUGUCCAGAGAGCUGAUUGGUUGCUGCUUUGAAGCCAGGUUUUUAAGGGCCGGCUCCUUCCAGUUCCUGGGGGCUCUGCCUCUGUUGUCCUAGACUGCAAGCAUGGUUGACUGUUCAACACCGCCUGUAAACAUGUCUGGGAGACGAGCUGCCCUGAAGUCCAUUGACUGGCUGGCUUUUGCAGAGAGGGUGCCACCCAACCAGAGGACCAUGUUCAACGCCCUGAAGACACGGAGCGAUGCUAUUGCUGCAAAGCUCCGCUCUCUGCCAGAGAAACCUGCCUCCAUUGACUGGAACUACUACAGGUCUGCUGUGGCUAAAGCAGGCAUGGUGGAUGAGUUUGAAAAGCAGUUCAACGCACUGAAGAUCCCUGAGCCUGUGGACACUCAGACGGCUCUCAUCAACGCUCAGGAGGCAGAAUCAAACAAAUCAGCUGUUGCCUACAUUGAAGCAUCCAAAAGCCGUAUCGCCGAGUACGAGAAACAGCUGGACAAAUUCAAGAACAUGAUUCCCUUCGACCAGAUGACCAUCGAAGAUCUGAACGACACUUUCCCGGAAACGAAGCUGGACAAAGCGAAACAUCCUUACUGGCCACACAAACCAAUUGCUGAUCUGUAAAUUCACCAUCCUGACUAUAUUCUCUGAAAUUUAUCUUCCACCAAGAGAAAAACCUGUAUGUGUAUAAAAGUCUAAUUUUAUCUGUUCGGGAGGUUAGAAAAGAACGACUAUGAUUGUAGGAAAAACAUGACGUGUAUUUUGUUUCUUCCUGGUUAUACUCCUGCGAGUAAACCCCAAAUAAAAACGGCACUAUUUUCUUGCU
Molecule: messenger RNA, 977 nt
Organism: Acanthopagrus latus (yellowfin seabream)
Lineage: Eukaryota; Metazoa; Chordata; Actinopteri; Spariformes; Sparidae
Gene: atp5pd
Product: ATP synthase peripheral stalk subunit d
Exons: 7
Coding region: 260-775 (171 amino acids)
Biological process (GO): proton motive force-driven ATP synthesis
Molecular function (GO): proton transmembrane transporter activity
Source: RefSeq, a predicted model, not a curated record